Messenger RNA from Scomber japonicus (chub mackerel), 4505 nucleotides. It is a transcript of the gene fkbp15b, whose product is annotated as FKBP prolyl isomerase family member 15b. Gene Ontology annotation, cellular component: growth cone. Lineage: Eukaryota; Metazoa; Chordata; Actinopteri; Scombriformes; Scombridae. Gene Ontology annotation, molecular function: peptidyl-prolyl cis-trans isomerase activity. The record is from RefSeq and is a predicted model, not a curated record. The coding region runs from base 84 to 3713 and encodes 1209 amino acids. The transcript has 29 exons.
CAGUUCAACAAAGUAGUCAUGUAAAAAUAGCUAACUCAUUUCAGUGUUUGUCUAAUAUUAUAAACUAACUUGUAACUGAAAAGAUGUUCGGCGGAGACGAUGAAGACGGAGACUUCUUGUCUCCCUCUGGAGGGGCCAAGCUGGCCUCUCUGUUCGGACUGGACCAAGAAGUGAGCCAGGGGAAUGAGUCCUUCCAGUACACGGCGCCCAAGCAGCCCAGAAAGAGCCCCAAUCCAGCUCCAGCUACCCAGAAAUCUGCUGCAUCACCUGGAGCUCCUUCAGUGAUCAUCGCUACGGCAGUCCAAGCCUUCAGAUAUAUUAACGGACAGUAUGCCAAGCAGGGAAAGCUGGGAGCAGCCGUGCUGGGAAACCACACAGCAAAAGAGUACAAGCUGCUUCUAUACUUGAGCCAGCAGAAACAAGUGACCGCUGCUAAGAUUCAAGUCGGCUUCGCUUUCACGGUUCAGCCAAACAACUACUGCACUUUUUAUGAUGACCAGAGGCAGAAUUGGUCUCUGAUGUUUGAGUCAGAGAAAGCUUCAUCAGACUUCUGCAAAGAGGUGUGUUUGGCCAAAGCCAACAGCGCCCCCUCCUUAGAUACAGCAGUGCUUCAGGAUGUGACUCUCGGGGAGGGCCAGGCUGUGGAGAAUGGAGACUCUCUGGAGGUGAUGUACACAGGCUGGCUCCUGCAGAAUCAAACCUUCGGACAGGUCUUUGACUCCAACCAGAACAAAGACAAGCUGCUACGACUCAAGCUUGGAGCUGGAAAAGUGAUUAAAGGAUGGGAGGAAGGGAUGCUGGGGAUGAAGAAGGCUGGCCGUCGUCUUCUUAUUAUCCCACCUAACCUCGCCUACGGAUCCAAGGGAAUCCCUGACCGCAUCCCGGCUAACAGCACUCUGAUUUUUGAAGCAGAGCUUCGACGGGUAAAGUUUUCCAAGGACAGUGGGUCUGAUCGGUCCAGCACCAGAGACUCGGCUGCUCCCUCCCCAGCUCCGUCCCCAGCCCCCAGUGUGGAGAAUCUGGCUCCAGAGGCCCCAGUACAGCCGGCUGCCUCGGGCCCAGGCAGACCAGGGGAGCCGCCACUUCGUGCAAAGUCAAACUCCCUCAGUGAACAGCUGGCAAAUCCAGACGCUACAAAGGCCAAGCUGAUCUCUCGCAUGGCGAAGAUGGGUCAGCCCAUGUUGCCUUUUCUGACAGGAGCGACCAGCCAACCGGAAUCGAGCGACUCUGAGCUGGAGGACACCAGCGGCAUCAGAGUGAAGGAACAACCUGCUGCUCCGUCUCCCGUGCAGAUCUCCACUGCUGCUCCAAGUUCAGCACAUGUUCCUCCUGCAGUACAUCCCCAUCCUCACACUGCUCAGCCUUCUGCCUUACUUCCUGUCAUGACCACUGUUGCCCCACAGCCUGGGUUACCAGGCAACACCCAUGCCUUUCAGCCUUACCCCUACUCACAGACCUCUGCAGCUCCAACCCAGCUGCAGCCUGUUGGCCAGGUGUACCCUGCACAAACUGUUCCCUACAUGGGCUCCAGUGAUGUGACUUCCUUCUUGAUGACCGAGGCUCGGCAGCACAACACAGAGAUCCGGUUAUCUGUGGGAAAAGUAGCGGAUAAAGUGGAUCAGCUGGCCUCAAAGAUAGAUGAUCUUCAAAGACAGGGAAGCGUCUCCAUGGGUGUUCCUAAUAUGUCGAUGGAAACCUCCAUGAUCAUGCACAACAUCCAAAGAAUCAUCCAGGAAAAUGAAUGUUUAAAGAAGGAAGUCUUUGAGAAAAGCUCUCGUAUCGAGGAGCAAAACCGCAAGAUCGGUGAGCUCAUUAACCAGAACCAGAGCUACAUGGAGCAGAGCAACCUGCUUCUGGAACAGAGGAACGACUCCCUCAAAUCCUCCAGUGAACAGAAUCAGGCCCGACUACUACAGGCAGAGCAGGACAAGGUUCGUCUGACGGAGGAUCUGGCUUCGGCUACAUGCCGGCUGUCUCAGCUGCAGCUGGAAGCUUCGGUGCAGCAGCAGAAGGCUGCGGAGCUGCAGACUAAACUGAACUCAGCGCUGCAGGACUCUGAGAGCCACUGCCAACGCAUUGCCGCCCUGGAAACACAGCUGGAAGAGCUGAAGGAGGCAGCAGAGAGAGCCCAGGCGCAGUACCGCUCAGAGAAGCAAAAACGCAAAGAGAUGGAGCUGAGAGUCAACAACAUGGAGGAGGAACUGCAGGACCUGAAGACUGACAAAGAGAGCCUGGAACGAACUCUUUCUGAAAGGAAGAAGAAGUGGCAAGCUGAGCGCCAGCAUCGGGAUGAGGAGGUGGAGGAGCUCCGCAGGAGCAACCAACAGGAGCUGGACAACCUCCGAGUACAGCUUCGCAAAGCCAGGACUAGCACUGACCACGCCGCAUCGGAACAGUUGUCUCAGCUGCAGGCGGAGCUGGAGGAGGAGUGGAAGGGGAAGUGUGAGCAGGCAUUGGCCUCGGCUAAAGAGCAGCACAGCAGAGAGGCGGCUGAGCUGACAGAGCAGAGAGACACUCUGCAGGAGAGGCUCACACAGUUACAGGAAAAGUUUACGGUUAUGAAGCAGUCGAGAGAUUCAGAAGACCAGAGUUUGCUGCAGCAGCGGGGGCAGACUGAGGAGCUGCAGGCCCUUCAGGAGAAAUACUCAGCCCUGGAGCAGCAAGGAGCAGCUGUGAGGGAGAAACUGGAGAGAAGAGUGGCCGAAGUGGAGAAGAAACUGACCGAGCAGGAGAAUUCAGGAGAUACUGCAGCAGAGGUGAAGCGUGUGAUGAACGGCGUGUUCCAUUCUCUGCGAGGGGAGUUUGACCUCAAUGAAUCUUACAGUGGCCAGGCUGUGCUGGGGGUGAUUGUUAGUACCAUCAAAAAUGUAACUCUGCAGCUGCUCAGCGGCACAGAAAGAUCCUCGCUGAGACCGAGCAAGAAGGACGAGUCAGCAGAGGAAGAGGAGGAAGCAGAAAGUGAUGAUGUGCAACAAAAAGAGGAGAGAGCUCCGCAGAAUGCGCACAUGAACGGAGACAAAAGAGUCAGAGAGGAAGAGAAGGAGGAAGAGCGAGAGGUCGAAUCGAAGUCUCAUCAGCUCAGCGAGACCCAGGAAACAGCAGCAACGGCAACAGAAACAGCAGUGGAGGAAACAGAGACAGUUACUGAUUCAGAGAUGCAAAACCAGUCUGAGGCUUCCCAGGCAACAAAUCUGGUUUCAUCCACUGAAUCCAAACCACAGGAGGCCCCAGUUACUGAAGUAUCACAAGUACAGCAGGAGCAGGAAGAACAAUCCGUUUCUGAAACAUCUGCUGAGAAUAAAGACAGCAGUCAGUCUGUAGCUCCGGACAACGAAGCUCAUGUGAUUUCAUCAGCUGAGGUCAGACAGGAAACUGAGUCAGAAGCAAACCAGGUGGACAGGGAGAGCGUGAAUGAUGGAGAGCAUCAAGAAGAAAGUAAUAUUACUUCUAAGAAAGCCUUCGGACCCCCUGCCAACCCACCUCCACCACCGAAUGCACCUGAGAGCAAGCCGGGAGAAAACACAAGUCUGACUGGGGGAAUGGGUGAGGAAAAUGGAGAGGAGCCAUUUUUCCAAAGCACAGCCCCCACCAAACCCCCUGCACCACCCAGCGAGGAGGAAGAGGAGGAUGAGCUGAGCUUGAAGGGGCGUCCGCCGCCAGCUCCACUGUUUGGUGAUGAUGAGGAGGAGGAGGAUCUGGACUGGCUGAACUGAUCUGAGCUGCAACUAGAAUAUUUCAUUACUGCGUCUUAAUGAUCAACAUUAAAAACAGGCGUGUGGUGCUUUACCAGCUGCCUCUGCUCCGGCGCAGCAGUGAAGACGAUAAGUGGAGCCUCUGCUGAUGAACUUGAUUAGACAGAGCAGACAGACAGCCUGGCUCUUCACCUCUACAUCGACCUGCUGCUGGCUCACAACUGCUGCCACAGCAUCCCCGGAGAGCCAAAUUACAAUCUAAAAACUCUGAUUUUUGGUUCAUAUUACAAGCCUGUAAUUCACAGAGGAAUCUAAAGAAAAGCUUUACAUUUAUUAGUUAUGUGAUAUCUGUCGGUUUACGAUUUAAUCCCAAAUUUUUUUAUGUGGCACUGUAGCAGAUACAUUUGUUGAAUCAGCAAUAAUUCUGUUGUCAGUGUUUUCAGACUAUACCUUGACAUGGUUUUUAAUUAUUAGCUUGCUGCUGCUUUAAAAUGAUAACUUUUAAACAAUUUUUUGCUAACUUGAAAAUCAUCCCAGGAAAUAAAUGACAUGGAAAAUGUGGCCUUUUAUCUCUCCUCUUUGUUUUGUUGUGUGAGUUGAAUCUGCUGUGUCAGCAGUAGUUAAAAUGGAUUAUAUGAGGUUAGUCCCGUAGUACAUAUUUCAUAAACCUUUCAAACAAAUCAGCCUGUCCUUAAAUCCUGUAUCUUGAAUUUGAUUUCAUGUCAGUCAUUAAAAUUGAGUGUAUUUGUGUGUCAAUGAAUUGAUAUUAAUGUUGAAAUGAAUUAAUAUUGAUUAAAUAGUUUAUAAAAUAUG